Nilaparvata lugens (brown planthopper) is the source of this 2093-nucleotide messenger RNA. RefSeq names its product sodium-independent sulfate anion transporter. Gene Ontology annotation, cellular component: membrane. The record is from RefSeq and is a predicted model, not a curated record. The coding region runs from base 95 to 1975 and encodes 626 amino acids. Lineage: Eukaryota; Metazoa; Arthropoda; Insecta; Hemiptera; Delphacidae. The transcript has 12 exons. Gene Ontology annotation, biological process: transmembrane transport. Gene Ontology annotation, molecular function: sulfate transmembrane transporter activity.
AGUGUGAGCAGAACUCACAAUCGUAAAACAAUAUCAGUUUGUUAUUGGAACUGUAAGUUGAAGUUUGAAAACAGUUUCUGAAGGAAAGCUCAAGAUGUCAACAAAAUCUACACGAGCUUCAUUUACAGUGAAAAAAUACAUCCCGAUCGUGAGAUUAUGGGGGAAUUACAACAAACUCUCUUUAUUAUCCGAUGUGAUUGCUGGAAUAACUGUAGGAUUGACAAUGAUUCCACAAAGUAUCGCAUAUGCUGCUCUGGCUGGUCUCACACCGCAGUAUGGUCUGAACUCGGCGUUUAUUGGGUGUUUUGCGUACGCAGUGUUUGGCACGGUGAAGGAGGUGUUCAUUGGUCCCACAGCUAUGAUGUCCCUGCUCACCGCCUCCUACACCAAUCAUUUGAAUGUUCACUUUGUCGGUGUCCUCACACUAUUGUCUGGACUUGUCGCCGUACUAUUUGCACUGCUCAAACUAGGUUUUCUCAUGGAUUUCAUCUCAGCGCCAGUGAUAUGCGGGUUUGUUUCGGCUGUGGCUAUAAUAGUAGGCACCACGCAACUGAAAUACAUUCUAGGCAUAGCGGGAAAGUCAUCGGGAUUCAUUGGAAGUGUUAAACUUAUAGCUAACAAUCUGGGACAAAUAAGGCUCUCCGGGGACUUGAUACUUGGAGUCACAUGUAUUAUAGUACUACUUCUUAUGAAAGAAUUGAAGGAUGUGAAAUUGCGAACAAAACGCAAAAGCAGAUUAGAGAAAGCCAAAGCCGAAAUUGUGAAUAAAAUAAUCUGGUUCAUAUCCACAAGUCGCAAUGCUAUAGUGGUUAUUGUGUGUAUGAUAGUUACAGCGUGUUUCCAAAAAUACUGUACUCAUAUUCCAUUCACACUCACUGGCGCUGUGGAUUCUGGUAUUUCCUCGUUCAAGAUACCAAACUUGAAUACAACUAUUAGCAAUAGCACUUACACAUUCACUGAUAUGGCAAUGGAGAUUAAAACUGGAAUCAUUAUAGUUCCACUAAUCGCUGUUAUCGAGAAUAUCGCUAUAGGCAAAGCAUUUUCGAAAAGCAAAUCAGUGGAAGCCCAGCAAGAAAUGAUAGCAUUGGGAAUUUGCAACAUGUUGGGAGCGUGCUUUGGUGCCAUGCCCACUUGUGGUGCCAUCUCUCGCAGUGCCGUCGCAAGUUCCAGUGGGGUCAGGUCACCUCUAUCUAGUCUAUUCUCAGGAUUGUUGGUGCUUCUAUCUAUAUCGUUUCUAAAUCCGUUCUUCCACUUGAUUCCUAGAGCUACUUUAUCGGCUGUCUUGAUCUGUGCCGUUAUCAACCUUAUUGAAUGGCAUCUUCUACUUGAAAUGUGGCCUAUAAAAAAAUUCGAUUUCGCUUUAACAAUCAUCACACUGUUCAUAAGUCUUAUAAUGGGUGUGGAGGUUGGACUUAUAAGUGGGGUGGCCAUCAACUCAUUAUACCUGCUUCAUCUGUGGCAGGCAACGAAAGUAUCGUUUCAAAUUGAGCAGAUAGGAGAGGAUCAGUAUUAUUUGUUGGUGGUGCCUGAUCGAGGUCUCUACUUCCCAGCAAUUGAUAGUUUGAGAAAUGGAAUCUUGAAAAAAAUUGAAGAUGGCCAUAAUUCGAGAACGGAUUUGAUAGCUGUUGCAAUCGACUGUCAGCAUUUCAUUGGACUAGAUUUCACUUGCGUCAAAGAACUAUGCGCUCUUGUCUCUGAACUGGAGAAAAGUGGUCGAGGAAUGCAUUUCAUUGUGAAUAGCAAUUCUUCGAAUAGAGACAUAAUAGAUCAGUUGAUGCAAGGAUACAGCGGAACAGAAUCGAAUCCAACAUUGAUCUGCACUAGCAGAAAACAUUUGGAAAGUGUUAUAAGAGGUAGCAUAAGGUUUGCUCAACCCAUAAUUCACAGAGGUCAUGAAGGAGAGGCUGAGAAGAAUCGCUCUGAGGAAGCUGUAUCUAUGAUUGAAACUAUCACAUCAAAACCAGAAGUAGUUUAAAAAGUUUUUAACUUGUUAAGAAAUUUCUACCGAUGUGGAAAGCUAUGUAAAGGAUUUACAAGUGAAUGAUUUUAAAUGUUCAAUAAAUAUUUCUAAUAAUCAAAAAUGUCCUAUAUCC